AAGCUAGACUAGCGGGUAGAACUCGGCUCAGAAAUCUUAGGCAGCUCGCCGAAUCAGCUUGAUAAAUUCAUCAGCUUGAUAAAUUCAUUAUAAUGUCCUCAUGGAUCUUGGGCAGCUCGCCGAAUAGAUUCGAAAAUUUACUAGCUUGAUAAAUUCAUUAAUGUCCUCAUGGAUCGACGUGGUUCGAACCGAUGCCCAGUGAGCAACAACCCCUUUGAGAACGAUUACCAAGAAGAUUUUCUCGACCAUCGAAGUGAGGAAGAAGAGAACAAUUAUCUUUCCAAGGAAGAAGAUUAGGGCUUGGGAGUUGACAUCUCUAUGCGCGUCUCUAUGGCUAUCUCAAGUAGGAAAGCCAUAGAUAUGCGACCUAGAGAUGCCAACGCUCAACCUCUAAGAAGAGGAAGCGGACCGAGAGUCUCCAGACGGUCAUAGGGAACAUCAUCGAAGUACAAACGGGGAAAAGGAUCUCCGUCUUUCUUCAUCGUCCAAAGGAGAAGACAUUGACAUUAUAAAGAGAAGACCAGUUGUACUAGUUGCUUCUCAAAAAAAGAAAGACAACUUCAGGGCAAGAACUAGAACUACUACCACAAGGAAAUAUAGUCUGGAAGGUCCGGAAGCUGUAAGUGCGGUGGACCGUGAAGGAUCAUCUGCUAUCGAAAGUACUAAAAGAGUUAUCAAUAGGGUUAGCAAAAGAGGUGAACCUGCCGCACCAGCUAGAAGUACUAAAAGAGUUAUCAAAAGAGGUGGUGAACCUGAGGAAGCCUUAUCUUCUUGUCACGAAAGCGCGAGUCCAGCACUGGCAAGACGAGUAUAUAAUCGACCUGGGUACGGCGAAAUGAAUACUUCUGGUAAUGAAAGCGGCGAGAGGCGAAACCUCGAUGGAGGAGGUGGCAGAGGCGAACAUCGUUACGGCUUCGAAGUAGAGCUAGAGGAGUUAGAACCAACACUAGAUGAAAGAUAAUUCUUCAUGAUUGGAGAGAAUUAGUCUAAUUCAGCAGCAAUUCUAGAAGUUUGAUCUAUCAUCAGGAUGCCAACUUCCGUAUCGACUAGAAUUUCUCAGCGUUCCUAGUCAUGACAGUUAGGAUUAUACCCGAUUAUUGCUCUGUGUUAUUCUGUGGAGUACUGAUCAUUGCUCUGUGGAGUACUGAUCAUUGCUCUGUGUUACUCUCUAAUCUUAGGAUCGAUCGGGACGUCGGUCAACCGUGGGAGCUAGGAGCCAACGGCGCUCAUACCCCGAUGAAGGAAAAGUUAAGACAAAGCGUCUCUGGUGCAGGACAUGAUGCUUGACUGAAGUCCUCUUUACAUUCUUACUCCUUCGAAAUACUGACCUUAGAAAGUCCGAGGUCCAUCUUAUUAUUGUUGAUUACAUUUAGUACGUAGUAGUUUUUUUCACGUUUCUUUCAUCCUCCCGGUGAAGUGUCUUCUCAUCGUAACUCCAUUGACUCCAUCCAUGAUAAUGAUAAAAUCUUUUGAUGGUUUUUAGAGGCCAUUUUAUCUGCUUCUCACCUGAGUCCAAUCUACUUUUGAUGGUUUUUAAAGGCUUCUAACCCCAGUCCUACCACUACAAGCAGCACCACCACUACCACAACACGAGACCACACACAUAAGCAAGGGAAACAGAUGAAAGGUAAAGAUGGGAUGAACAAGGAAGGCUACUAUGGAAAUAAGGAAAUCCAUACUGGCGUCAUCCAUGACGAAAGUUCCGCACGGCUGUGGGUUGGCGGCUUGCCAGCGGAUAUCACUUUAGGACACAAGUCGCAAGUGGAGUAUGUUUUUUUGACUAUCUAAGUUUCACAAGCUUACGACGUCACAAGUUCUUUGCCGUUACAACAGGUUAGUAGGAUGGGAAGAUUUCUACGUUUCCCUGUAUCAUGUGGCUCCAUCCUCGUCGUCCCUGUAUCAUGUGGCUACAUCCUCGUAUUGUUUGGUGCUAGUCAAGAACAGCGAGACCUCCUAUUUGUUCUACCCCUAGCUACUUCUUCUAAUCCAAGACCGCACCUUGAAAGAGGGUUUUGCCCCUGUGGCUCAGGUGGUUGCCGUGGCCAUCAAAUUUAAGGUCAGCUUUUGUCCAUGUCGGCAUCUUGGUGCCCUGCUUUUCCCUUGUAUUUUCACUAUAGUUUUUUUUUAAAUAGUUGGAUAUGGAUUUCUUCCUUUUCAUGUAAUUUUGUUUCCUAGUUAGACGUGCUCCACCGGUAAUAUACAAGGGUAGUAAAGGGGCCAAGUAGAUGAGGGGACCGAGGUGCACCCUAGUAGCACACGCUAACAAAUAUCCGAGCAAUGGCCCCCCUUUUGCGUUUCUGCAACUUGAGACGCCAAAAGAUGCACAGAGGUGUGUGGAGGAGAUGAAUCAGUCACGGGCGUUCGGAUUGCCGAUUAAGGUAUCCUUGCUUCUACAUCAUAUACACUACAAGGGCACAUUCUUCAACAUCAUAAGCACUUACUUUUAAUAUAGACCACAGUACAUCAACAUCGAAUUAGCAUUGCUCUUUUUUCUGCUUUUAGCACCAACAAGAGAUAAGAGUUAUAGUUUUCGUAGUUUCUUGGUUCUGGGGUGUUUCGUGUACAAGGUUUCCGGCAUUGUUGACCAGGUUUCUGGCACGACGGUUGGCGGUGACAAAGUGGCGCUGUUAAGGCUUUGGAAACCCAUGAUGAGACUACAGAGCGUCAAAAGGAGAGGAAGUCGCGAGACCAGAAGUAGUAGUACUAGAGCUAAUUAUAUUGUCUUCAUCUACUACUACUACCACUACUACUACCGCUAGAGCAAAUACCCCUCGAAUGGGUACACUACUCCCACUACUGCUACUACGACUACUACUACUAUCUGUCGGCGCCUACUUGUUUUUAACUACCUCCUCUAAGAAUCAAAGGCGACGCGCACAAAGGAAAGGGGAGAGGAGGGAAAGGAAAAAGUCCUACGGCGCGGGACUCUGGACGCGGUGAUCAUACAAGUAGGCGCAGUCCUGGACGCGGUGAUCAUACAAGUAGGCGCAGUCCUGGACGCGGUGAUCAUACAAGUAUUAAGGGUUACCGAAGUGCAUCCUUCACUACCAUCAAGAACGAAAAAUGUCAUCCAGCAGCAAACCGCCUCUCUGUCUCCUGUGAUCAGGAUUUUUUUCGUCUCAAGUGGAAAACGUUUUUUGACUAUCUAAGGUCGUUCUGAAGAAUGUAAUUGCGCAGCCCCUAAUAG
This is a messenger RNA of Amoebophrya sp. A25, 3187 nucleotides long. The record is from the annotation of a GenBank genome assembly. NCBI's taxonomy places the organism in Eukaryota, Dinophyceae, Syndiniales, Amoebophryaceae.